This is a messenger RNA of Colletotrichum destructivum, 1236 nucleotides long. RefSeq names its product Putative major facilitator, sugar transporter, major facilitator superfamily. Gene Ontology annotation, biological process: transmembrane transport; carbohydrate transport. The coding region runs from base 1 to 1236 and encodes 411 amino acids. Gene Ontology annotation, molecular function: carbohydrate:proton symporter activity. The transcript is spliced from 5 exons. Gene Ontology annotation, cellular component: membrane. The record is from RefSeq and is a predicted model, not a curated record. NCBI's taxonomy places the organism in Eukaryota, Fungi, Ascomycota, Sordariomycetes, Glomerellales, Glomerellaceae.
AUGACACUUCCUACCUCAUAUAUCACUCAGACAAUAUUACCGGGGUUCUUGAUUAGGGCGCCACGCAAGGGCGGCAUCUUCAUCUCCUCAGCCCUUGUCCUCGUCUCGUGCAUCCUACUAUCCACCUCCACCACUCGUGCCCAGUUCUUUGUCGGCCAUGUCCUCGUCGGCAUCGCCAAGACCAUUGACAUCGCCUCCGUGCCCACCUACCUCGUCGAGCUCACCCCGCCCUCACGCCGUGGCUUCGUCGGUGGCCUAUACUGGGCUUGUUGGCUUCUUGGUGCCAUAAUAUCCUCAGCCGUUGGGUACGGUGUGCGCAGCGUUGCCGGAGAAUGGUCCUGGAGACUGAUUUGCAUCUGCAUGGCCGGCCCGGCUCUGGCUUGCAUUGCCUUGCUGCCAUUUAUCCCCGAGUCGCCUCGCUGGCUCAUCUCCAAGGGGCAGGGAUCCAAGGGACUCAAAGUCCUGACCGAGUACCACGGCAACGGCGACGCCACGCAUCCCAUGGUCACCGCCCAGUUCCGUGAAAUCAACGAGACCAUCGCCUUUGAAAAGGAGAGCCAGUUCGAGUCGUAUGCCGCGUGGUGGAAAGCCUUUGCGCAGUCAAAAUCCAACCGCCACUGUAGCUUCAUCUUGCUGACCCUCGGCAUCUUUGAGCAGACUGUCGGUUCUAGCAUCAUCACCUUCUACCUUUCUCAGGUGCUGAAUCUCGCGGGUAUUACAUCAGAGCGCGAGCAGUUUGCCAUUAACCUAGGCCAGAACUGCGUCGCCUUUGUAUCUGCUCUUACCGGUAUUUGUCUGAUCGACAAGCUGGGCCGGGUGCCCAUGCUGACGGUCGGCACGGCUUUCUGUGCAGCCGUUCUGGCAUGCAUGGCUGGGCUUACGGCUGAUCAGACUGAUAGCGCCGCUGGCAGAAAUGGAAUCAUUGCUAUGGUUUUCCUAUUCUACUGCAUCUUCACACCUUCAUCCGGUUUCUUCAACCAAUACGUCAUUCCUAUUGGUCUCGCCGGUAUCGGUUGGCGAUUCUAUAUUGUUGGUGUUGCCUGGAACAUUCUUGCGGCUUUUGUGAUUUACUUCACCUAUAUGGAGACCAAAGGUCUUAUACUGGAGCAGAUCGACAAGCGGUUCAACGGUAUACCGCGCGAUCAGCUCGAUGAUGUAAUCGAGGCAUACUAUGGUGGCAAGCCUAUCUCCGAGGGCGAACUUGACCUCAAAUCCGAGGUUAAGGUGGUCCCAUAG